GAGGUGGGAGCGGAGACUACAACUCCCGGCAGCACUUGCGGCUCCGGCUGAGCACUGACUGAGCGGCUCCAUUGAUAGAGCUACGGCCACAGGACGGGAAGUCAGGCAUUAAUAAUGGCUCCAAAGAUAACGACAGAGCUCCUGCGGCAGCUGAGACUGAGCCUUAGAGCCACCAAGAGUGUCAGCGAGCCAAUCCAAGCCUACAUCGUGCCUUCCGGGGACGCACACCAGAGUGAAUAUAAUGCUCCCUGUGACUGCCGGAGGGAAUUUAUAUGCGGAUUCAAUGGCUCUGCAGGCACUGCCGUAGUAACUGAGCAGAGCGCGGCGCUAUGGACUGAUGGACGCUACUUCCUGCAGGCUGCCCAGCAGAUGGACAACAACUGGACGCUCAUGAAGAUGGGGCUGAAGGACACCCCCACGCAGGAGGACUGGCUGAUCAGCGUGCUCCCCGAGGGCUCACGUGUUGGAGUAGAUCCUUUUAUCAUUCCGUCCGACCAGUGGAAGAACCUGUCUCUCGCCUUGAAGAACGCCGGUCACCUCCUGGUCGCUGUGCAAGACAACCUCAUAGACGCCAUCUGGACAGACCGCCCGCAGAGGCCGUGUAAACCGCUUAUAACCCUGGGGCAGAACUACACAGGCUUGUCCUGGCAGGAGAAGAUCUUAGCGCUACGGGCGAAGAUGACAGAAAGAAAAGCCUCGUGGAUCGUCCUGACUGCGCUGGAUGAGGUGGCAUGGCUGUUCAAUCUCCGAGGAUCAGAUGUGGCGUACAAUCCAAUCUUCUUCGCCUACGCCAUUGUUGGACUGGAUUCCAUCAAGCUGUUUAUCAGUGGUGACCGGCUGGCGGAUCCCGCUGUCAGGCAGCACCUUCUACUGGACUCCGCCCCUCCGGCUCCGUUCCGCGUUCAGCUGGAGCCCUACGAGUCUGUACUGAGCGGUCUGCAGAGUGUCUGCGCCGGACUGUCCCCCAAGGAGAAAGUGUGGAUCAGUGAGAAGGCCAGCCACGCGCUCACAGAGGCCAUCCCCAAGACGCAGAGGUACCUGUCGCAGAACACCCCAAUAUGCCUGGCUAAGGCAGUGAAAAAUGCUUCCGAGAUUGAAGGCAUGAGGAGGGCCCAUGUAAAGGACGCUGUGGCUCUUUGUGAAUUUUUCAACUGGCUGGAAAAAGAGAUCCGCAGUGAUACAGUUACAGAAAUAUCCGCCUCUGACAAAGCAGAGGUGUUCCGCAGCCAACAAGAAGAUUUUGUUGAGCUCAGUUUUCCUUCAAUUUCGAGUAUAGGACCGAACGGCGCCAUCAUCCAUUAUAAGCCAGUUCCAGAGACCGACAGAAAGCUGAGUGUAAAUGAGAUCUACCUCUUGGAUUCCGGCGCUCAGUACAAGGAUGGUACAACGGAUGUCACCAGGACGGUGCAUUUUGGAACCCCAACAGAGUAUGAGAAGGAAUGUUUCACAUACGUGUUAAAAGGACACAUAGCCGUCAGCUCAGCCGUAUUCCCCAAUGGAACAAAAGGACACCUCUUGGACUCCUUUGCUCGCUCUGCGUUAUGGGAGUCCGGCCUGGAUUACCUCCACGGAACAGGACACGGAGUGGGGUCCUUCCUGAAUGUACAUGAAGGUCCCUGUGGCAUCAGCAACAAAACCUUUACAGAUGAGCCCCUGGAAGCCGGGAUGAUUCUGUCUGACGAGCCCGGCUAUUAUGAAGAUGGUUCGUUUGGGAUCAGAAUUGAGAGUUUGGUUCUUGUGGUCCCUGCCAAAACCAAGUACAACUUCCAGGAACGGGGAAGUCUGACCUUCGAGCCUAUUACCCUCGUCCCUAUCCAGACCAAAAUGAUCAACGUUGACCUACUGACUGAGAAAGAGGUACACUGGGUAAAUGAUUACCACAAAAAGUGCAGAGAUGUUAUUGGGCCGGAGCUGAAGAAACAGGGACGUGACGAGGCCCUCCAGUGGCUGAACAAGGAAACACAGCCCAUUUGCAAAUCCCAUUAACCCAUUUUUUAUCCAUGAUUGUUUUUGUUUUUUUAACUCUCUACUUCAAACUAAACUGAUGCCAUAUGACUUAGGGCUUCAUUUGCAGUUAGGAGGAAGUCCACCUAGAAGAUGCAAUUAUGCAUCUUAGCAAAAGCACGUUGUGUUGAGGCAGGUGCAAGUUGAAAACGUAUGGACAGAUUCAGAGUUGGGAAUGGGGAGGGCUCCCAGCUGAAUUCUAAAUCGCAGUGUAAAAUGAAAGUUGCCCAGUAUUUGUGUACGAAGCACAACAUGGGCCAAAGUGAUCUCUACGUUUGCACCUUUUCCAUCACAGGGUGGUUUGUCCGGGUGGAAAUUUUCAACCUUUUAGCUGGAUUUGCCUCUAACUGCGAAUGAUGAACCUAAUGUGGACUACCCAGCUGGCUACCUCUUUUUAUCUGGUUUAUUAUUGGCCCCCGUUUGGCAUUGCGGAGCCUCAAAUCAACAACGUUUAUAAGAAUAUUAUUACAAUUAUCAAGACUUAACAAAAGUAGAGGGUGGUUGCCCCCAUAAGGUGUGCGAUGGAAUGGCCUGGCAUUUAUACAAAGUGAUAUUGCAGCAUAGAUGAUUAAAGGCAAAUUAAUUAA
Molecule: messenger RNA, 2591 nt
Organism: Pseudophryne corroboree (corroboree frog)
Lineage: Eukaryota; Metazoa; Chordata; Amphibia; Anura; Myobatrachidae
Gene: XPNPEP1
Product: X-prolyl aminopeptidase 1
Exons: 20
Coding region: 115-1986 (623 amino acids)
Molecular function (GO): metalloaminopeptidase activity
Source: RefSeq, a predicted model, not a curated record